AUGGAGCGCAAAGAGAAUCAAUCUCCUCUGAGGCAGGUGUCUUCCGAAACUAAAUUGUUUCGUUCUUUUUCUUUUUGGGUGGAUUUAAUGUCUUGCAACAAUUCGCGAAACGCAGACGAAACGGCUAGCAUAUUAGUGGAAUUUUUGGAGGUAGCAAUUACAUCAAUUGUGAGCAUCAAAGGAGUAUACCCUAGCGGUGCAUUUGAAAGACGAAGGUACAUGAAUGUCGUGGUUCAAAGAGCUAAGCAUCCUCAGCUUAGAGAUUACAUUCACUCUGCUGUUUCUUCUCUCCUUCCUUUUAUCCAAAAGGGAUUGGUUGAGAGGGUGGCAGUGAUCUUUUUGAACAAUGAUAACAUUCCAGUGGAAAGAUUUAUAUUCAAGCUCGCAGUUAAUCAGGCUUAUGGACUGAAUGUGGAAGAGAGUGGGUUGGAAUUUUCUCUGAGAUCAUUCUUGAAGAAACUCUCUGUCUCAGCGCCUCUUACCAGGAUUCUCCCACGCGAUUGCAGGUGGGAGAUAACAGCCUACUUUAGCUCCAUUCCUGAGGUUGGUACGAGCAAGGAUGCAGAGUUGUGGAUCCCCACCGACACAAAGCAAUGGCAACAACCUCCAUUGUUGACCCCAAUCAAGUCCAUGAGUAGUGAGCCUUUGUGUCUGCAAUUGUACUUGGAACAUCCGAAUCUAUCUCAAGGCAUUCUUAACCACUAGAUUUUUAUCACGGUUGUACCACUUAGCUCGUUUCUGUGUCGUACAAGAAUUAUAGACUUACAUAGCUCAAAGGCAUGCUUGAAAGGAUAUAAGUGUAGCUAUGACAAAGUUGUAUAUGAAGAUCAUCAUUAGCAUUUCUAUAUUGAAGGAGAAGUACAAAGCUGUUUUCUCUAACUUGGUGGCUCGCCAAAUUGACAUUUCUAACAUUUCGAGAACAAGACAGCUAAAGAGUUAGACUCCUUUCUUCUGGGCUGCAGAAAAUGUUUUUAUCAACUUAAUUUAGUCACUUCCAGUUGCCUCCAUCCUUUCCAGAAUCAACCACCAACAUUUGUGACAGACCCACCAUAACCUUUAUAAGCAAGCGUCAAUUUGGAUUCAAGAAAACAUUAGUGUUGAUA
Ricinus communis (castor bean) is the source of this 1103-nucleotide messenger RNA. RefSeq names its product DNA polymerase zeta processivity subunit. NCBI's taxonomy places the organism in Eukaryota, Viridiplantae, Streptophyta, Magnoliopsida, Malpighiales, Euphorbiaceae. The record is from RefSeq and is a predicted model, not a curated record. The transcript is spliced from 4 exons. Gene Ontology annotation, cellular component: zeta DNA polymerase complex. The coding region runs from base 1 to 705 and encodes 234 amino acids.